UUCACCUAAACACAACGCCAACUUGGAUCGUCAGUUGCAUCGCUUCACCUGUGUUCGCUUCACCUCUGCAGACCCUUCACCUAAACACAACGCCAACUUGGAUCGUCACGUCCAAUCCCUUCUUUGAAGAUUGUAUUAACCCGUCCCAUAUUUUUUUUUUUCCAUUUCCCUGCCGUUUGCUGAAACUCUCAGCGGAUGUUUAUUGAUGCAGAUCAACCAAAAUUACGGUGUGUUGGACUGCUAAACCUGUCCCUUUAAACGAUGACAGCCAGGACUGGAGCGCAUGUUGUGUGUUUUCCUUUGAUCUGUGUUUUGGUUGGGAGGAAAGCGCUCGUACCGCGCGCCUGACCCUACAUUUCCAUAUGGACGCGUGUGGAGAGGCGGGAAAGCCAUAACACUAAGAGGAAUGACUCGCCCAUUUGUAAAACUCUUCACAACUUUAUUUGCAUGCAUGAUAGAAAUGGAUCACCUCAGGAUAAUGGUUGCAAAAGAGCAUGAGAGGUCACCAGCAAGAGGCUCAUCACUGACUAUGUCACCUUCUGAUUUCCUGGACAAACUGAUGGGAAAAACAUCAGGCUAUGAUGCACGUAUAAGACCUAACUUCAAAGGUCCCCCUGUAAAUGUCACCUGCAACAUAUUUAUCAACAGCUUUGGUUCUAUAGCUGAAACCACCAUGGACUACAGAGUAAACAUCUUCCUGAGGCAGAAGUGGAAUGACCCUCGGCUUGCUUACAGCGAGUACCCUGACCCCUCACUCGACCUGGAUCCCUCCAUGUUAGACUCCAUCUGGAAGCCCGACUUGUUCUUUGCCAAUGAGAAGGGUGCCAACUUCCACGACGUCACUACUGACAACAAGCUCCUGAGGAUCUUCAAGGAUGGAACAGUUCUCUACAGCAUCAGGCUGACAUUAAUCCUGUCCUGUCCAAUGGAUCUGAAGAACUUCCCAAUGGAUGUUCAGACGUGCACGAUGCAACUUGAGAGUUUUGGCUACACUAUGAAUGACCUGGUGUUUGAGUGGUUAGAUAAGGGGCCAGUGCAGGUGGCAGAGGGGCUGACCUUACCACAGUUCAUCAUGAGACAGGAGAAAGAGUUGGGCUACUGCACCAAACACUACAACACAGGUAAGUUCACCUGUAUAGAGGUGAAAUUCCAGCUGGAGAGGCAGAUGGGCUACUACCUGAUCCAGAUGUACAUCCCUAGCCUGCUCAUUGUCAUCCUGUCCUGGGUCUCCUUCUGGAUCAACAUGGACGCCGCCCCUGCCCGUGUUGCCCUUGGCAUCACCACGGUGCUCACCAUGACGACGCAGAGCUCUGGCUCCAGAGCCUCGCUGCCCAAGGUCUCAUACGUGAAGGCCAUAGACAUCUGGAUGGCUGUCUGUCUCCUAUUCGUCUUCGCUGCGCUACUCGAAUAUGCAGGAGUGAACUUUGUAUCCAGGCAACAGAAAGAGUUUCUCAGGCUGAAGCGAAGGCAAAGGCGUAAUCUUCAGGAGGAGGAACUGAGAGAGGGUCGUUUCCAUUUUUCCGGUUAUGGCGUGGCUUCCUGUGUAAAGGACGGCAUGGCAGCGAAGGGCCCUGUAGCUGGCAUGGUCCAGCAGCCGUCCAUCCUGAGGGACGUGGAAUGGAGUCGGAAGAAGUUUGUGGACAGAGCCAAGAGGAUUGACACAAUCUCCAGAGCAGCAUUCCCACUCGCCUUCCUUAUUUUCAACAUCUUCUACUGGGUCACAUACAAAAUAAUCCGACAUGAAAAUGUCGCCAAAGUUUAGCAGUUUCAUUGUCCUUGAGCUCUUCGAGAAGAGCCAGAGGUCUCCACAGUUUCAGCUCAUUGGGGGAGGGAGCUGAGUUCCUUGGACGAUUUUUAUGGAGCUUUCAUGUUUUCAAUCAGGGACAAAAAACAUGAAAAGAAUUCAUGGAAGAUUAUAGAUGUGCAGUAUGUUACAAAUGCAGGCAGUACAUUGUAGGUACAGAGAAUUUUAACAUGUUGAAUAAUUUAGAAAGGUUAUUUAUUACAAGCACAAUGAAGACCAUAAGUAAUUGGUUAGUGACAUUUUUUUAUGUUUUGGCUCUGUACUCUAUCACAGCGGAUUUGAAAUGGCACAAUAACUAUAAAGAUAAGCUGCUGUAACGUUUGCCCGAGUGCCGCAGGGCACGGAACAGAACGCACAGAUUCCCUCGACACUGUGAAACAUUUAUUAACAUGAAACAUAAAAGACAAUGGUGGCACUCACACAUAGUGCUAACAUUCAGCACAAACACACUUAAACGGAACAUCGACACCAAUAGCAACAUAAGCAAACAACAUCAACACUAACAUUAACAUUGACAAUGAGCAACGAGGUGCACACUGACAGCGGUUUAAAUAGACAUACAAACACUUAACGUCUAAACCCUGUACAGGUGUGCGCC
Molecule: messenger RNA, 2402 nt
Organism: Electrophorus electricus (electric eel)
Lineage: Eukaryota; Metazoa; Chordata; Actinopteri; Gymnotiformes; Gymnotidae
Gene: glra2
Product: glycine receptor, alpha 2
Biological process (GO): monoatomic ion transmembrane transport
Cellular component (GO): plasma membrane
Molecular function (GO): transmembrane signaling receptor activity; glycine binding; transmitter-gated monoatomic ion channel activity
Source: RefSeq, a predicted model, not a curated record